GCAGGACAGACGGAGGGGGUCUGGGGGAGGCUGAAUGGGGCCAGGGAUCUCAGGCGGAUGGCCUGGGGGCUGGACCGAUGGAUGGAACCGAUCUGGAGGGCGACCAGGAAGCAGGACCGAAGGGCAGAGCAGCUCCGGCGAACGGGCCGGGGAGCCCAUUGCCCGAGCCAUCACCAGUGGAUUGUGUAUGGAGCCGCUGGUCAGAAUGGAGCCCGUGCGAUCCUUGCACCAAAAUUCGGAGGCGCUCGAGAGGAAUAGAGACGUUCGGUCAGUUUGACGGUCAAGCAUGUAACGAGGCACUGGGACAAAGUGCACCAUGCACAACACCGACUUUGUGCGCAAAGCAGCCACCGCCAAACUGCUCUGAAUCCCAGUUCCAGUGUCUGUCAGGUACUUGCAUCAAGAACAGUCUGUCGUGCAAUGGCGACUUUGACUGCGAGGACGGUUCCGAUGAGGAGUGUGAUCCUCUGCGAAAGCCCUGCGGUGCACAGGCGCUGGAUAACAACGAGCAAAGCAGGACGGCAGGAUAUGGAAUAAACAUCUUGGGCGCAGAUCCUCGAAUGAACCCCUUUAACAACGACUUCUUCAAUGGGAGAUGUGACAAAGUGUCCAAUCCCAACACCAGGCAGCAGAACAGGCUGCCCUGGAACGUCGGCGUGCUCAACUACGAGACUCGCGCGGAGGAAACGGUUUCGAGAGAAAUCUUCGAGCACACGAGCGAGCUCCUGAAAGAGAUUCUGAGGGAAAGCACGUUUAAACUGGACGCGGGGAUUUCCUUGAAACUGCAACCCACCGAGGUGUCCAGCUGCAAAUGUAACGCGUCGGUGGAUGUUGGAGCCGAAGCUCAGUAUGAGAAGAAGAAACUGAUCAAGGAUGUCUCCAGUAUCGGCAACGUUGCGAACAAGAGCUACAUGCGAGUCAAGGGCAGCGUGCAGCUGAGCACGUACCGGUUACGUUCUCGCGAGCUCCGUCUAGCCGAUGAUUUUGUGGAACAUAUCAGGAGUCUGCCUUUACAGUACGAGAAAGGGGUUCAUUUUGCCUUCUUGGAGGACUAUGGGACCCAUUACACGAAGACUGGAAAGUCUGGUGGCGAGUAUGAGCUGAUCUAUGUUCUCAACCAGGAUUCCAUCAAAAAGAGUAUGAUGACAGAGAGACAGCUUCAAGAGUGCAUCAAAUUGGGCGUUUCAGCAAACAUUGCUAGCAAUUUCGGUACCAUUAAACCACAUGUGAAACCUAGCAAUUGUAACAAUUUAACUACCAAGGAUACAGACAAAUCUGAAGGAAAAGCGAUGGUGGAUAACGUGAUGACGUCAGUCAAAGGAGGCGACCUAGAGAGUGCUGUUGCUAUGAGGGCCAAACUGAAUAAGGAUGGAGUAAUGGACAUCAGUACCUUACAGCGGUGGGCCAGGACAAUUGCUGACGCACCUGCGCUUCUACAUAGUCAGCCAGAGCCCAUCUAUACAUUAAUUCCCCUGACUCUGCCCGACGCCAACACGAGGAUAACCAACAUGCAGCGGGCAAUAGAAGACUAUGUGGCAGAAUACAGUGUGUGCAAGUGUAAGCCUUGCCAAAAUGGAGGUACUGUUGCUCUCCUGGAUGGCAGGUGCCUCUGUCUGUGCCCCGUCUUGUAUGAAGGCUUAGCCUGCCAGAAUUACAAGGCUGACAAAGUUGCUAACGUUCCAGGUGCGAGCGAUGUUGUUGCUCAGGAGGGUAACUGGUCCUGCUGGUCUGGUUGGUCCGCCUGCAGUGGGGGGAAACGCACAAGGAGUCGUGGCUGCAACACGGCGGGCCUCACCGGAGCAAGUUGUAGAGGAGAAAACACCAGUGAAGAAUACUGCUGAGAAAGAAACAGCCAUUAAACCUAAACAUGCAAACACAUUAACGAUCUCUCUCUGUCCGUGUGGAGAUUAACAAUGACUUGUUUAAGUGAAAAUACAAUAAUGUGGCGGCCACUAGGGGGCUAUGCCUCUCACCCAGCAGGGCUGUGAGCUGAGGGCGUGGUCUACGUUCCCGGGCUCUCUGGUGCAAGGUUGUUCCUGUUUCAGUUUGGUUUUGGAGCUGAGGAAUAAAGUUCAAACUUGC
Lampris incognitus (smalleye Pacific opah) is the source of this 2082-nucleotide messenger RNA. It is a transcript of the gene c9, whose product is annotated as complement component 9. Bases 78 to 1841 code for a protein of 587 amino acids. Gene Ontology annotation, cellular component: membrane attack complex. Gene Ontology annotation, molecular function: protein binding. The transcript has 11 exons. Gene Ontology annotation, biological process: immune response. Lineage: Eukaryota; Metazoa; Chordata; Actinopteri; Lampriformes; Lampridae. The record is from RefSeq and is a predicted model, not a curated record.